AUGAGAGUGGAGACGCUAGAUUGGGAUACGAUUUCCUUAAAACUGGAGAACUCCAUAAAUGAUCCAAAGAUUAACCAAAGAAAUCUCAAAGAGUCAAGUUUAUCGACUGCGGUUGAAAUGCAAGAUUAUAAAAUCCUACAAUAUUUAACCAAGACAAAGGGUGGACUUAUUACCAGCGAAUUCAGAAAGGUUAUUUGGCCGGUAUUAUUAGGUGUUGAGCAUUUGGAAGAUGAGGUUGAGCCGGAUUGGAGAUUAUUACCUCAACACAAGGAUGAAGAUCAAGUUGGGCUAGAUGUUGAAAGAUCAUUCGUUUACUAUCCUCAAAACAUACCAAGUACGGACAAGCGAAAACUCAAAGACGAUCUGAGAAGCAUUAUCACACGAGUUUUGAGAACAUACCCAGAGCUCUCUUAUUAUCAAGGAUAUCAUGACAUUUGUACCGUUUUCCUUCUGGUUUUUGAGGAUGACUUAGAAUUGUGCUUUAAAGUUCUUUCAAUCUUCACAUUGGUCCACUUGAGAGACUUUAUGAUGCCCAAUAUAGACGUGACGCUUAAAAUGUUGAAGUUGAUUCCUGAAUUGACUUCUAAAAUUGAUGAAGAUCUUUAUAACGAUCUAAUAAUGGGCAACUUGGAACCUUUUUACGGUCUGUCUCCAAUCAUUACGUUGUUUUCACAUGAUAUAACUGAAUUUAGCACUAUUUGUCAGAUAUUUGACUUGAUAAUUGCCAAUGGAUCAAUAGGGGUCACCAUUUAUAUCUAUGUUUGUCUAUUAUCAAACAAGAAAGAUAAGAUUUUUGAG
Messenger RNA from Hansenula anomala, 798 nucleotides. It is a transcript of the gene GYP8, whose product is annotated as GTPase-activating protein GYP8. Lineage: Eukaryota; Fungi; Ascomycota; Saccharomycetes; Phaffomycetales; Wickerhamomycetaceae. The record is from RefSeq and is a predicted model, not a curated record. The annotation marks the transcript as partial. Gene Ontology annotation, cellular component: endoplasmic reticulum membrane. Gene Ontology annotation, molecular function: GTPase activator activity. The transcript has a single exon. Gene Ontology annotation, biological process: positive regulation of GTPase activity; endoplasmic reticulum to Golgi vesicle-mediated transport.